GCCCCUCCCCGGCCUCGUCAUGCAGCCCCCGGCUCGCGAGCAGGACGCCCGCACUAAGAGCAUGUUCGUGUCGCGGGCCCUGGAGAAGAUCCUGGCGGAGAAGGAGGCGAAGCGGCCCCCGCACGGGCAGCUGCGGACAGCCUGCCAGGUGGCGCUGGAUGAAAUAAAAAGUGAGCUGGAAAAUCAAAGAGAAGGCACUGCUGCUCCACCAAAAGCAAAUUUCAUUGAAGCAGAUAAGUAUUUCCUUCCAUUUGAGCUGGCCUGCCAGUCAAAGUCUCCACGCAUCGUCAGUACUUCCCUGGAUUGUUUACAGAAACUCAUUGCAUACGGGCACAUCACUGGCAACGCUCCGGACAGCGGCGCUCCGGGGAAGCGGCUGAUCGACCGCAUUGUGGAAACCAUCUGCAACUGCUUCCAGGGUCCUCAGACGGAUGAAGGAGUACAGCUGCAGAUCAUUAAGGCUCUUCUCACUGCAGUAACAUCUCCAUAUAUAGAAAUUCAUGAAGGAACAAUUCUUCAAACUGUUAGAACCUGCUACAACAUCUAUCUGGCCAGUAAAAAUCUUAUUAACCAGACAACUGCCAAAGCUACCCUGACACAGAUGUUAAAUGUCAUUUUUACACGGAUGGAAAAUCAAGCUCUGCAGGAGUCCAGAGAAGCAGUGCAAGCGCAGAAGCCUCAGUCCCCACGGCCAGGACAGCGACAGCAGAGCUGGGGAGGCAGGGCUGGGACUGCCAGCAGUGUGCUGGCCAACGGGGAGCCUGGCCAUGGGGAAACAGCUGGGCAUGAGGAAACAAUUGAUGGAGGAAAGGAAAUGGUCCAAGGCAUUUUGGAAGAUGUGGUGGAGUCAGCUGUGAAAGUGGCUGAAGAAAAGCAGGUAACAGAACCUGUCAAGGCUCUGCCUGCGUUGGAGACUGCAGAUACUCUUGUAUCUGGCUCUAACAAUGAAAAUGUACAAACAAAUGGGAUUCCAGAUGAUGGGCAGUCUGUUUCCUCCACCGAUAAUCUGGAAACAGAUGUAUCUGGACAUCAAGCUGCUGCCAGAUUUUCCCAUGUUCUACAAAAGGAUGCCUUCCUUGUGUUCAGGUCAUUGUGCAAGCUCUCGAUGAAACCUCUGGGGGAAGGACCACCAGAUCCCAAAUCCCAUGAAUUGCGUUCCAAGGUUGUGUCUCUCCAGCUGCUUCUCUCAGUGCUGCAGAAUGCUGGUCUGGUCUUCAGGACACAUGAAAUGUUCAUCAAUGCAAUCAAGCAAUAUCUUUGUGUAGCAUUAUCUAAAAAUGGAGUCUCUUCUGUUCCUGAUGUGUUUGAGCUUUCUCUUGCCAUCUUCCUCACAUUGCUUUCAAAUUUUAAGACCCAUUUAAAAAUGCAGAUUGAGGUGUUCUUCAAAGAGAUCUUCCUGAAUAUUCUAGAGACUUCUUCAAGUUCUUUUGAACACAAAUGGAUGGUGAUUCAGACUUUAACAAGAAUCUGUGCAGAUGCCCAGUGUGUAGUGGAUAUUUAUGUUAACUAUGAUUGUGAUUUAAAUGCUGCUAAUAUAUUUGAACGCCUUGUAAAUGAUUUGUCCAAAAUCGCCCAGGGACGAAGUGGGCACGAGCUGGGAAUGACACCUUUACAGGAACUAAGCCUGAGGAAAAAAGGACUUGAAUGUUUGGUUUCUAUUUUAAAAUGUAUGGUAGAAUGGAGCAAAGACCUUUAUGUGAACCCAAAUCAUCAGACUAGCUUGGGGUCAUAUAAACCAUCUGAACAGGAAAUGGCUGAAGGGAAAUACCUGGACACUGGAGGGAGACGGAGCAGUGUCAGUUCCUUGGACUCUACUGUGUCGUCAGGAGUUGGAAGUGUUGGCACCCAGACUGCUGUCCCAGAUGAUCCAGAGCAGUUUGAAGUCAUCAAGCAGCAAAAGGAAAUAAUUGAACAUGGGAUAGAACUGUUUAAUAAAAAACCAAAGAGAGGAAUACAGUACCUACAGGAGCAGGGAAUGCUUGGCACUACAGCAGAGGACCUGGCACAGUUCUUGCACCAAGAGGAACGCCUCUGCUCUACUCAAGUAGGGGAAUUUCUUGGGGAAAGCAGCAAGUUUAACAAGGAGGUCAUGUAUGCCUAUGUAGACCAGCUUGAUUUCUGUGGAAAAGACUUUGUCUCUGCUCUGCGGAUAUUUCUGGAAGGUUUUCGUCUGCCAGGGGAAGCCCAGAAGAUUGAUAGAUUGAUGGAGAAGUUUGCUGCUAGAUACAUUGAAUGCAACCAACGGCAAACACUGUUUGCUAGUGCAGACACUGCCUAUGUUUUGGCAUACUCCAUUAUAAUGCUGACUACAGACUUGCACAGUCCACAGGUGAAAAACAAAAUGACCAAGGAGCAGUACAUUAAAAUGAAUCGAGGAAUCAAUGACAGUAAAGACCUGCCAGAAGAGUACUUAUCCACAAUCUAUGAAGAAAUAGAAGGAAAGAAGAUUGCAAUGAAAGAGACAAAAGAAUAUGCAAUUACAACCAAGUGUAGUAAACCAAGUGUAGCUAAUGAGAAGCAGCGGAGGCUGUUGUACAACUUGGAGAUGGAACAAAUGGCAAAGACAGCCAAAGCCCUCAUGGAGGCAGUGAGCCAUGCAAAGGCACCUUUCACCAGUGCCACCCACCUGGACCAUGUCAGACCCAUGUUCAAACUCGUCUGGACUCCGCUGCUGGCAGCUUACAGCGUUGGCUUGCAGAACUGUGAUGACCCAGAAGUGGCGUCCCUGUGUUUGGAAGGAAUACGCUGUGCCAUUAGGAUAGCCUGCAUCUUUGGGAUGCAGCUCGAACGAGAUGCUUAUGUGCAGGCCCUUGCUCGCUUUUCCUUGCUGACUGCCAGUUCCAGCAUUACAGAAAUGAAGCAGAAGAACAUCGACACCAUUAAGACACUCAUUACAGUUGCUCACACAGAUGGCAACUAUCUUGGCAAUUCUUGGCAUGAGAUCUUGAAGUGUAUUAGCCAGCUGGAGCUGGCACAGCUGAUAGGAACUGGUGUGAAAACUCGGUAUCUGUCUGGCUCUGGGCGUGACAGGGAAGGCAGCAUUAAGGGUUAUGCCUCUGCAGGAGAGGACUUCAUGAGCCUGGGAUUGGGGACCCUGGUUGGGAGUGGGGCUGACAAGCGGCACAUGGUGAGCAUCCAGGAGUCUGUGGGGGAGACCAGCUCCCAGAGCGUGGUGGUAGCAGUGGACAGGAUAUUCACGGGCUCCACGAGGCUGGACGGCAAUGCCAUAGUUGACUUUGUGCGCUGGCUGUGCGCCGUGUCCAUGGACGAGCUGGCGUCCCCGCACCAGCCGCGCAUGUUCAGCCUGCAGAAGAUCGUGGAGAUCUCCUACUACAACAUGAACCGCAUCCGCCUGCAGUGGUCCCGGAUCUGGCACGUCAUUGGGGACCACUUCAACAAGGUUGGGUGUAACCCUAAUGAAGAUGUUGCCAUCUUUGCUGUAGACUCAUUAAGGCAGCUGUCAAUGAAAUUUCUUGAGAAGGGAGAGUUAGCCAACUUCCGCUUCCAGAAAGACUUCCUAAGGCCUUUUGAGCAUAUUAUGAAGAAAAACAGAUCUCCAACCAUUCGAGACAUGGUGAUCCGCUGUAUUGCUCAGAUGGUGAACUCCCAAGCUGGUAACAUUCGUUCGGGCUGGAAAAAUAUCUUUGCAGUCUUUCAUCAAGCAGCAUCAGACCACGAUGGGAACAUCGUGGAGCUGGCCUUUCAGACUGCAGCACACAUAGUUACAAAUAUUUUUCAGCAGCAUUUUCCAGCAGCAAUUGACUCCUUUCAGGAUGCAGUGAAAUGCCUCUCUGAGUUUGCCUGCAAUGUUGCCUUCCCGGACACCAGCAUGGAAGCCAUCAGGCUUAUUCGCUACUGUGCAAAAUAUGUCUCAGAAAGACCACAGGUAUUAAGAGAAUACACAAGUGAUGACAUGAAUGUGGCUCCUGGGGACAGGGUGUGGGUCAGAGGAUGGUUUCCUAUUUUGUUUGAGCUUUCUUGUAUCAUCAAUCGUUGCAAGUUAGAUGUCCGUACAAGAGGCUUAACAGUGAUGUUUGAAAUCAUGAAGAGUUAUGGGCAUACCUUUGAAAAGCACUGGUGGCAAGACCUGUUUAGAAUUGUGUUUCGGAUUUUUGAUAAUAUGAAACUCCCUGAGCAACAAACAGAGAAGUCAGAGUGGAUGACCACGACGUGCAACCACGCCCUUUAUGCCAUCUGUGACGUGUUCACACAGUUCUAUGAAGCUCUGCACGAGAUCCUGCUUCCUGACAUCCUUGCACAGUUACACUGGUGUGUAAAACAAGAUAAUGAACAGUUGGCACGAUCAGGUACAAACUGCCUAGAAAACCUGGUAAUACUCAAUGGACAGAAAUUCAGCCCCGAAGUCUGGGGCCAGACAUGCAAUUGUAUGCUAGAAAUCUUCAAAACAACUAUUCCUCAUGUCUUGCUGACAUGGAAGCCUGUAGGAAUGGAGGAAGAUUCAUCUGAAAAACAUUUGGAUUUGGACCUAGAUCACCAGUCUUUAAGCAGCAUGGAUAAAAAUGCUUCUGAAAGAGGACAAAGCCAAUACUCAAAUCCAACAGACGAGAGCUGGAAAAGUGGUCCUUACACAAAUCAAAAAUUAUUUGCUGGCCUCCUGAUCAAGUGUGUGGUACAGCUGGAGUUGAUACAGACCAUUGAUAACAUAGUGUUCUAUCCAGCAACAAGCAAGAAGGAAGAUGCUGAGCACAUGGCUGCAGCUCAGCGAGGCACGUUGGAUGCAGAUAUCCACAUUGACACAGAAGACCAAGGAAUGUAUAAAUAUAUGUCUUCACAUCACCUUUUUAAAUUACUGGAUUGUCUGCAAGAGUCUCACUCAUUUUCAAAAGCCUUUAAUUCAAAUUAUGAGCAGCGAACUGUGUUAUGGAGGGCAGGGUUCAAGGGUAAAUCCAAGCCCAAUCUCCUGAAACAAGAGACCAGCAGCCUGGCGUGCUGCCUGAGGAUCCUGUUCCGCAUGUACGGCGACGAGAGGCGGCGGGAGGCGUGGGACGCCGUGCAGCGCCGGCUGCUCAGUGUGUGCAGUGAAGCCCUGGCGUAUUUUAUUACUGUCAACUCGGAAAGCCACAGAGAAGCCUGGACCAAUCUCCUGCUGUUGCUUUUAACAAAAACCCUAAAAAUCAGUGAUGACAAGUUCAGGGCACACGCCUCCGCCUACUACCCGUACCUGUGCGAGAUGAUGCAGUUCGAGCUGAUCCCCGAGCUGCGCGCCGUGCUGCGCAAGUUCUUCCUGCGCAUCGGGCGGCUCUUCAGCAUCUGCCCCGCGCUGGACUGAGCCGAGCCCAGCCGAGCCGAGCCCAGCCGAGCCCGCCUCCUGCCAGCUCCAGCCUCUGCCCCGCGGAGCAGCGCCCCGCGCUGGGCUAAGCCGAGCCCAGCCGAGCCGAGCCCGCCUCCUGCCGGCUCCAGCCUCUGCCACACGGCUGCCACAAAGCUGUGUCCAGAGAUGGAGGGCACGGGAAAACGGGGCCCUGGGGCAGCACCACCACUGGACAAAUUAUUCUUACAGUGGCAUUUGGGAACGAGGAAAAUAAUACUGUUCUGUCCAUCCUACAGAAGUGUCAGCAGUUUUAUUUAAAUUAUUGCUUACAGAGUCAAUACAGUAGGUGUGCAGUCUUUGUUUCAAUGCUAAUCAUUUGUAUGAUCCAGUAUGUCUCUUCUAGUCUUUUAUCCACUGCCCAGUCUUUCAUCCCAGCUAGAGCUGAUGAAUCAGCUGGAGCUCCACAGAAGUUACUCCCCUUGGAUCUAAUGACUGUAUUUGUGUAGCCUUGUGAUGUUGGCACGUGUUCAUAAUAAACUCGACCAUGGUGGCCAGUGACCACCUGAGAUCCCACUGGGUUUUCUUUUGUGCCCAGGACCAGCCCAGGCAGGGCACUGGGCUGUUGAACUGGCCAGCCUGUAGGAUAUUUGGACUGUUUAGCAAAUGACGUACUUUUUUAAAAUAUCAGUACUGCAUUUUCUGAGACUUAUUUUUAGUUUUAUGGAAGAUUUUACAUCAGGAGCACCAACAGAAUCUACUCCUUUAGCUUAUUAGGCUUGAGUCAAAGGCAUUUUAGAAAAAGAAAAGGCUUUUUUCUUUCAUACAUUGGCAGAUCAUAGAGAGAGCAUACACAGGAAUAUUAAAACCAAUGCUCAGAACAAAUAAACCCACCCUUUUGACCCUUGAAUAUAAUGUAUUUAUGAGUAAUGGUGACUGCUUAGCAAAAAGUCCAGUCCUUAACACAAGUUGGUCUCCUUUUACUGCAGCUCUGCAAGUUCUGAUUUGUCAUUUUGUACAAAUGAUUUUUGUUCUCAACUCUUAAUUCCUAGUGGCACCUAAAAAGACCUGAAUUUCCAAAAAACUGCUCUAGCAAAAUUAAACAACUUAAUUAAUGGUGCUCUAAG
Ficedula albicollis (Collared flycatcher) is the source of this 6396-nucleotide messenger RNA. RefSeq names its product ADP ribosylation factor guanine nucleotide exchange factor 2 (gene ARFGEF2). The transcript is spliced from 39 exons. The record is from RefSeq and is a predicted model, not a curated record. Gene Ontology annotation, biological process: regulation of ARF protein signal transduction. The coding region runs from base 20 to 5290 and encodes 1756 amino acids. Gene Ontology annotation, molecular function: guanyl-nucleotide exchange factor activity. NCBI's taxonomy places the organism in Eukaryota, Metazoa, Chordata, Aves, Passeriformes, Muscicapidae.